AUGAUCGGACUCUUCGUUGCGAGCUUGACCUGGGGACUGGCCGAGGCGAAAAGCCUGUGGUCGUCGGCGCCUGCGACCUUUCCAGACAUCAUCAGGCAAGCCUUCCCCGUCGGCAAUGGAAAGCUGGGCGCAUUGCCCUUCAGCGAUCAAGGGGUAGAGAAACUCAGCCUGAACGUCGACUCGCUCUGGUCUGGCGGUCCAUUUGAAGCCAGCAAUUACACGGGCGGUAACCCCACGACGCCGAAAUACGAGUACUUGGCUGGCAUCCAGGAUUGGGUUUGGCAGAACGGGACUGGGAACGUCUCGGAGCUCUUGGGCAAUUUCGACAACUAUGGAUCUUUCCGCGUGCUGGGCAAUUUCAGCGUCGCCAUCGACGGCGUCACGUCGUUUUCUGGCGAGUACAACCGCUCCCUCGACCUGGCAGCAGGUGUCCAUUCGACUACCUUUCAAGACCAGGACGGCAACCCCUUCACCAGCACCGUCUACUGCAGCUAUCCUGAUCUCGUUUGUGUCUACGAACUGAGCGCUCGGAAUGUAUUGCCCUCGGUCACUGUUUCGUUUGAGAAUCAGCAAGCGGAUGACGGACUAAACAACUUCACCUGCAACGCCGCACGGGUCCAGGUAAAUGGCUUGACCCAGGCCGGACCGCCGGAAGGAAUGAAAUACACGGCUAUUGCCCAGCUCAUUGGAGCCACCAACUACUCGUGCAGCAAUGGCGCCUUGACGGUGGGCUCUGCGAAGAACACGUCUUCGUUGACUUUCAUCAUCGCCGCCGAGACAAAUUACGACCAGAAAGCUGGCAAUGCAGAGAGCAGCUUCUCUUUCAAAGGCCCCGAUCCGGGACCCAAGGUCGAGGCAGUAAUUUCGGCGGCCGCGGACUACUCCAGCAAGCGUCUCCUAGAACGCCAUAUCGCCGACUACACUGACCUCACUGGCGCUUUCGUUUUGGAUCUGCCCGACACAAACAUCUCUGCGGGUGUGGAGCUGUCAGAGCUCAUUAAUCGCUACAAUGCCACCGAAGCAGGCCUUGGCGAUCCGUAUCUCGAGUCACUGCUCUUCGACUACGCCAGACACAUGCUGAUUUCGUCUGCCAGGCCGGGCGUGUUGCCGGCGAAUCUGCAAGGAAAGUGGAGCCAGACGCUAGAGGGCGCGUGGGCCGUCGACUACCACGGAGACAUCAACCUGGAGAUGAACUACUGGAUAGCGGAUCAGACGGGGCUUGGCCAUCUCCAGGCUGGCCUGUGGGACUACAUGCAAGACACGUGGGUUCCGCGUGGGUCUCAGACGGCCGAGCUUCUGUACAACGCGCCGGGAUGGGUACUAGACGGCGCAUCGAACAUCUUUGGACACACAGGAAUGAACAGUGACCUCCACAUGAUUUCUGGUGUCUGGAUGAUGCAGCACGUCUACGAUCACUUCGACUACACUGGCAACACGACGUGGUUGUCCACACAAGGAUAUCCUCUUAUUCGCGGCAUUGCCGAGUUCUGGCUCUCCCAGCUCCAGCAGGACCAAUGGUUCAAGGACGGCACGCUCGUCGUGAAUCCGUGCAACAGCCCCGAGCAGCCUCCCACUACAUUUGGCUGCACGCAUUUCCAACAGCUCAUCCACCAGGUCUUGACGUAUGUCGAAGUAGCCGGAUCACUUGGCGUUGAGACGGAUGCAGCGUUCCUCUCCAAUGCAUCAUCCGCUCUCAGCAACCUCGACACCGGCCUGCACAUUGACGAGUCGUGGGGCGGCAUCAAGGAGUUCAAAGCCCCCACCGAAGUGACUGGCCUGGACAUUCCCACCGACACGCACCGCCACCUGUCCCACCUCGUCGGCUGGUACCCGGGCUACAGCCUCGCCUCCAUCCUGUCGGGCUACGCCAACUCGACCGUCACGGACGCCGUAGAUGCUGCCCUCGCCGCCCGUGGCAACGGCACGGGCCCGGACGCCGACGCCGGCUGGGGCAAGGUGUGGCGCUCCGCGUGCUGGGCGCGCCUCAACAACACCGACCAGGCCGAUGCUGCGCUUCGGUACGCCAUUGCCAGGAACUUUGCCGGAAAUGGGUUCAGCAUGUACAGCGCGCACGACACGCCCUUCCAAAUCGACGCAAACUUCGGUCUUGCUGGGGCCAUGCUGAGCAUGCUGGUGGUGGACUUGCCCGUCUUCUCGGGAGAAACGAAGACCGUGGUGCUGGGUCCGGCCAUCCCUGCUCGUUGGGGUGGUGGUAGUGUCAAGGGAUUGAGGCUGAGGGGCGGAGGCGAAGUUGACUUCAAGUGGAAUGCAAAUGGCUUAGUUACCGAGGCUUCCUUGGCCGGAAGGACGGAAUCCAUCGUGGUUGUGAACAAGGAUGGAGAAGUGCUGGCUGAAGUCUGA
Messenger RNA from Lasiodiplodia theobromae, 2361 nucleotides. Its product is annotated as Glycoside hydrolase family 95. The coding region runs from base 1 to 2361 and encodes 786 amino acids. Lineage: Eukaryota; Fungi; Ascomycota; Dothideomycetes; Botryosphaeriales; Botryosphaeriaceae. The transcript is spliced from 5 exons. The record is from RefSeq and is a predicted model, not a curated record. Gene Ontology annotation, biological process: carbohydrate metabolic process. Gene Ontology annotation, molecular function: alpha-L-fucosidase activity.